UAUUCAGAAAGUUAUCUUUUUACUUCUCAAUCACUUUGUUAUCAAUUUCCAUUUUUCUGUUCUUCUCCAACAAAUUGUGGUAUCAGAGCCAGGUUCGAUUGGUGUUUUUGUGAAGUUGAGACCAUUGCUGAAGCAAAGGGAUCUCAAAAGUUGUAGCUAUUUUCAUCAUGGCCAGCAAUUCAAAUUCAUUGAAUUUGUCCCAAUCCUUGGUACCCAUAUUCAAUGGAGAAAACUAUGUUUUUUGGAGUAUUAAAAUGAAGACCUUUUUUGUCUCACAAGAUUUGUGGGACCUUGUGGAGAAUGGGUUUGCUGAAACCGAGAAGUCACUAGCAGCAGAGGUGAAAGAUCUUCGGAAGAAGGAUGCAAAGGCAUUGCUUGUAUUGCAGCAAGUGGUAACUGACUCAAUCUUUCCUCGGAUUGCAAAUGCCACAAAGUCAAAGGAAGCUUGGACCAUUCUGAAUCAGGAGUUUUAUGGAGAUGACAAGGUAACAAUUGUGAAACUUCAAACUCUGCGUAAAGAAUUUGAAAACUUAUGCAUGAAAGGAAGUGAGUCAGUUCAAGAUUUCAUUAGUAGAGUUUCUGUCAUUAUUAAUCAAUUGAAAACUUAUGGUGAUCAAGUUGAUGAUCGUAAAGUUGUUGAGAAGGUUUUGAGGUGUCUACCAUCUAAGUUCGAUCAUGGUGUAGCUGCUAUUGAAGAGACAAAGGAUUUCUCUGUUUAUUCUCUUAAUCAAUUGAUGGGCUCACUUUUAGCAAAUGAAGAGAGAAUGAACAGGUUUGCAGAGAAGAACAUGGAGCAAGCCUUUCAAACAAAGGUAGAGGUCUCUAGCCAGGAGAAAAAUGAUCACAGAGGCUCUACUAGUAGAGGAAGAGGUAGAGGAAGCUACCGUGGCUGUGGACGAGGCCAGGGGGGAUCAAGCUCAACUCGUCAGAAUAAUCAUAUGAUAGGUGUUAGAAGCCUUUUCCGAACUAUCGAUGAGACAGUGAAGCUGAAAGUUCGGCUUGGAGACAAUAAGCAAGUGCAAAUUGAAGGCAAGGGAAUAAUUGCAAUUAGAACCAAGUCAGGUAUCGAAAAGUUGAUUCAUGAUGUUUAUUACAUACCUAACUUGGCACAUAAUUUGCUUAGUGUGGGUCAGUUGGUAGAGAAUGGGUAUGUGGUUGAAUUUCAUGAUGGCUUGUGUGAAAUCAAGUGCAGUAAAUCUAAUAUGUCUCUUGCUAAGAUUCCCAUGGCUAAAAAUAAAAUGUUUCCACUUGAGAUCUCAUUUUUGAAUGACCUUGCACUUGUUGCAAAUGUUAAAGAUGACUCCAAGUUAUGGCAUAUGAGAUAUGGGCAUUUGCAUUUUAAUGGGUUGAAAUUGUUGAGUCAGAAAAAGAUGGUUUAUGGUUUGCCCUCUAUUAUUCCUAUUGAUGGUGUUUGUGAAGGUUGUGUUUAUGGGAAGCAGCACAGAAAUGCAUUUCCAGUUGGGACAGCAUGGAGAGCAAAGGAGCCUUUGGAGUUGAAGGCAGAAGCUCUUGAAAAAUUUCAGGAAUUCAAAGCCUUUGCAGAGAAAGAAUGUGGCCAUCAAAUAAAAAUUCUUCGAACCGAUAGGGGAGGAGAAUUUUUAUCUAAUGAGUUCGUUGUGGAGAUGGCAAGAAGCAUGUUGAAUGAGAAGAAACUUCCACAAACCUUCUGGGCUGAAGCAGUUGCUACUGCUGUUCAUAUUCUCAACAUUUCUCCAACAAAGGCAGUGCGAAAUAUGACUGCAUAUGAAGCAUGUUAUGAGUCCAAGGGUUAUCGUUUGUAUAAUCCUAUUACUAAGAAGCUGAUUAUUCGUAGAGAUGUUGUUUUUGAUGAGAACAAUGCAUGGGAGUGGAAUGAAGGAAAGAUUCAGCACUUGUCAUAUGAAGAAAGUGAAUCCAGUGAGCCACAAGCAGAGGAGACGGAAGUUGGCCAACAAUCUUCUCCUACACUAAGUUCUCCAACAAUGUCACCACAAUCUACUCCAACUCCUCAACCUCGAAGGAUGUUCACUAGAAGCAUGUCUGGUGCCAUUCUUAGGAAGGAAAAACCUUGGGAGCAAGUUUAUGACCUAGAUACUUAUGCACUUCUGGUGGCAGAACCUACUUGCUAUGAUAAACCAGAAGGGAGGACUCCAAUUGGUGUGAAGUGGGUCUAUCGAGUGAAGUAUAAAGCAGAUGGGAGUGUGCAAAAAUACAAGGCAAGACUUGUGGCCAAAGGCUAUGUGCAGAAACAUGAUGUCUAUGUUGAGCAGCCUGAAGGAUUCAUUGUUCAAGGCAAAGAAGAAAAGAAUUGCAAGAUGUCUGCUACUCCUAUGAAUACAAAUGAGAAGUUGACAGUAGAUGAUGGAACUCCAAGAGCUAAUGAGAAGUAUUUUAGAAGUAUGGUUGGCGGAUUAAUGUAUUUGACUCACACUAGACAUGAUAUCAUGUUCUCAAUUAGCUUGGUUUCAAGGUUCAUGCAUAAUCCCUCUGUGCAUCAUCUUGGAACAGCAAAACGAAUUCUCUGUUACAUCCGAGCAACAAGCAACUUUGGAAUUUGGUACAAGCCAGUGCCUAACUUUAAAUUGCUUGGUUUUACUGAUAGUGAUUGGGCAAGUUCUGUAGAUGACAGAAAAAACACAAGCGGAUAUAUAUUUAAUCUUGGCUCGGGUGCUGUAUCUUGGAGUUCAAAAAAGCAAGAAUGCACUGCAUUAUCUUCCUCUGGAGCAGAAUAUGUUGCUGCUACAUCAGCUGCUUGUCAAGCAAUUUGGAUGCAAAGGAUUAUGAAAGAUUUGCAACAAGUUCAAGAGAAGGCAACAAAGAUCUUCUGUGACAACAAAGCAACAAUUUUAAUAACCAAGAAUCCAGUGUUUCAUGGAAGAACAAAACAUAUUGAGCUGCGUCAUCACUUUAUCCGAGCCUUAGCUAAUGCUGGAAUCAAAGUCUCCUUCGUAUCAACCCCAAGAAACAUCCAAAGACUCCCCAGAGUUCCUCCAACAUUAAGACCUCUUAUCCAUUUCGUUGAUUUUCCGUUGCCAGCUUUAGAAGAUGACCUCUUACCCCAAGGUGCGGAGGCCACCGUGGAUAUCCCCUUUGAGAAAAUCCAGUAUCUCAAACUUAAACACGACCUCCUUCGCCACCCUUUCAAGAAGUUCAUCUCAGAGCAGCAACCAGACUGGAUAAUCUACGAUAAUAUCCCUUGUUGGGCAGCUGAAAUCGCAAAAGAGCACCAUGUCCCUCCAAUCUAUUUCUCAGUUUUCUCUGCUUCUACAUAUGUUUUCCUUGGGCCUCCAGAAGUCUUGGCUGCUGAGGAACCAAAAAGAAUCAGAACUUCUCCUGAAAGUCUUACCUCUCCUCCUGAGUGGGUGACUUUUCCUUCCUCAUUAGCUUACAAGAGUUUUAGGGCUACAGUUGUAUAUGAGGCCGUCUAUGGAGGAAAUGCUUCCAGACUAAUGGACGGGGAGAGGAUUGCUAAAUCUUUGAGUGCAUGUCAACUUUUGGCGAUUCGUAGCUGCCCUGAGUAUGAAGGUGAGUACUUAAAUCUACUAGAGAACAUUAUGAAGAAACCGGUGCUUCCUAUAGGCCUACUUCCACCACAGAAACUAGAAAGAAGAAGAUCAAGCGAGGAGAAGGAAUGGAUUGAAAUCUUUGACUGGCUCGACAAGCAAAAGCCCAAGUCAGUGGUGUUCGUGCGGUUUGGAAGUGAGUGCAAGCUGAGCAAAGAACAAGUUCAUGAAAUAGCACAUGGGUUGGAGCUAUCAGAGUUGCCAUUUCUGUGGGCACUUAGGAAGCCAGAUUGGGCUGAUGGUGAUCAUGAUGCUCUGCCUCCAGGCUUUUCUGAUCGUACACAUGACAGAGGAGUGGUGCAGUUCGGGUGGGCGCCACGGUCCGAGAUCUUGGGUCACACAUCAAUUGGUGGCUCUCUGUUUCACUCUGGAUGGGGAUCUGUCAUAGAAACACUACAGUUUGGGUACUCUCUGAUUUUACUACCAUUUAUCAUAGAUCAACCCUUGAAUGCUAGGGUCUUGGUGGACAAAGGUUUGGCUGUGGAAGUAGAGAGGAGAGAGGAUGGAUCUUUCAGCAGGGAAGGUGUUGCCCAAGCUUUGAGACUUGCCAUGGUGUGUGAGGAAGGAGAGAGACUGAGGAUCAAAGCUCGAGAAGCAGAGAGGGUCUUUGGGGACCUGGAGCUUCAUGAUAGUCACCUUGAUCGAUUUGUUGAAUAUCUGAAGAAAGGAGUUAAAGAACAGAGAAAAUAAUUAUUCUUUAUAGUUUUAUUUUGCUUAGAAGCUAAUAAGGUUUCCUAUUGAUU
Rubroshorea leprosula is the source of this 4285-nucleotide messenger RNA. Lineage: Eukaryota; Viridiplantae; Streptophyta; Magnoliopsida; Malvales; Dipterocarpaceae. The record is from the annotation of a GenBank genome assembly.